Molecule: messenger RNA, 1623 nt
Organism: Aspergillus niger
Lineage: Eukaryota; Fungi; Ascomycota; Eurotiomycetes; Eurotiales; Aspergillaceae
Exons: 4
Coding region: 1-1623 (540 amino acids)
Biological process (GO): transmembrane transport; carbohydrate transport
Cellular component (GO): membrane
Molecular function (GO): carbohydrate:proton symporter activity
Source: RefSeq, a predicted model, not a curated record
AUGGCGCGGUCAUACUUGGGCCUCACAGGAGGCAAGCUGCAAAUCGCUAUCAGUGUCAUCGCUGGUAUGGAUUUCUUGCUGUUCGGUUACGAUCAAGGUGUCACUGGUGGUCUGUUGACCCUCCAAUCGUUCAUCAAAUACUUUCCAACUAUCGCAACCAACGGUGAAUACUAUGAGAGCUUGACUAAAGCGCAACAAAGUACCCAGUCGACUCGCCAAGGUGUCGUUGUCGCUGCGUACAACUUGGGCUGCUUUGCUGGAUCGAUUCCCACAAUUUGGAUUGGCAACAUGCUCGGUCGGCGCAAAACUAUCUUCGUUGGUUCGUUUAUUAUGUGCAUCGGAGCUUUGCUGCAAUGCACUUCCUACCAACUCGGGCAAUUCAUUGUUGGACGCUUGGUUACUGGUUUCGGAAACGGCAUGAACACCUCUACCGUGCCCACCUGGCAGUCAGAGUGCUGUAAAUCCAACCAUCGUGGAAUGCUAGUCAUGAUUGAAGGUGCCAUGAUUACUUGCGGUAUCACCAUCAGUUACUGGAUUGAUUUCGGUCUGCUAUUCGCCGAUCCAAAUGAGGUGGCUUGGCGAUUCCCGCUGGCCUUCCAGAUUUUCUUCGCCCUCAUUAUCCUGGUUUUCGUUUUGCCUCUUCCCGAGUCGCCCCGUUGGCUAAUCCUCAAGGGCCGCGAGGACGAAGCAAGGACUGUCCUGCGGUCCCUCUUGGGCGACGCUGACGAGACCUUCAUUGAGACGGAAUUUACGGCCAUCAAGGCUACAGUCUUGGAAAUGGCCAAGGGUUCGUUCCGUGACAUGUUCACCAUGACCGAGGACCGCCACUUCCACCGCGUGGUCUUAGCCUACGUCAAUCAAAUGUUCCAACAGAUUUCGGGUAUCAACCUGAUUACAUACUACAUCCCCGUUGUGCUGGAGAACCAGCUGGGUAUGACCCUCGAAAACUCCCGCUUGAUAUCAGCUUGCAACGGGACGGAAUACUUCCUCGCUUCAUGGAUUGCCGUGUUCACCAUUGAGCACUUUGGUCGUCGGACACUGAUGCUUUUUGGCGCCGCGGGAAUGUCAAUAUCGAUGGUCAUCCUUGCCGUCACCGCCAGCAUCGGUAGUAACGGAGCCAAUAUCGCCUGUAUCGUCUUCCUGUUCGUUUUCAAUACAUUCUUCGCCAUUGGCUGGCUGGGUAUGACCUGGCUGUAUCCGGCUGAAGUGGUGCCGCUACGGAUUCGUGCUCCGGCUAACGCGCUGGCAACGUCAUCGAACUGGAUCUUCAACUUCCUGGUGGUCAUGAUCACGCCGGUGGCUUUUGACAACAUUGGGUACCAGACCUACAUCAUCUUUGCGGUCAUCAACGCCUUUAUCUUCCCCGUAGUGCUCUUCUUCUAUCCAGAGACGGCCCGCCGAUCCCUGGAGGAAAUGGAUCGUAUUUUCCGCAAAACGACCAGUGUCUUCAACGUUGUCAAGGUUGCUAACGAGGAACCUCACAUGUACGGCAAGCAUGGUGAGCUUCUGCGUACGCUCGAUGACGUGGAAGACGAUGCAGUCCGUCGCGCCAGUGUGCUGAGCCACCGGGCAAAGGACAUGGAGAAGGACAGUGACGAGAACACCAACAGCGUGAAGGCAUAA